This is a messenger RNA of Symbiodinium natans, 321 nucleotides long. The record is from the annotation of a GenBank genome assembly. NCBI's taxonomy places the organism in Eukaryota, Dinophyceae, Suessiales, Symbiodiniaceae.
AUGAGCAACAUGCCAGAAGUCCAGGCUUUGGAGCUCUACGAAGAACAAGCUCAAGCCACUGUGGUCGCGGGAAGUUUUUUCACGCUGCUAUGCUUGGGUUUCCUAGUGGUGUCACGGCUACACAUGCGGCGCGAAGAGUAUACCGACCAUCCAAUGGCAUUCUAUGCUCGCCUCGGUAUCUUUCUGCCGCCGCUGAUGGUUGCGGCUUUUGCGAGCCUGAUUCGCCCAUUCCCGGAGAAGCGGCACAACUUCGAGAACAGUGACAAAGACUUGUCCAAUCCGACCUACAUCACCCCCGCCACACACUGCGCUGUCCCCUAG